Molecule: messenger RNA, 2373 nt
Organism: Patiria miniata (bat star)
Lineage: Eukaryota; Metazoa; Echinodermata; Asteroidea; Valvatida; Asterinidae
Product: tripartite motif-containing protein 3-like
Exons: 1
Coding region: 432-1685 (417 amino acids)
Biological process (GO): positive regulation of DNA-templated transcription
Cellular component (GO): nucleoplasm; chromatin
Molecular function (GO): ubiquitin-protein transferase activity; zinc ion binding
Source: RefSeq, a predicted model, not a curated record
CAAAAAAGGGGUAUUUUUCGGGGUGAAACUCGUAAAUACUACGUGCAGAUCAACUUUAACACUUGGGAAAGCUCUCUACAACAAUAAUUUUACAGAAAGAAAUUGUUAGUUUAAGUUUAUAUAACAAAACGAAAGUGGAGAAAAUAUCACCCAAUUUUUCACCUCACAUUGAUAAAACAACUUUUAAUACACGUACUCCCCCGCCGACUCGACUAAUCCGCACGCGCCAAACAAGUCAACUUUUGAACUUCGACCGCGCGCGCGCGUGGCCUUUGUCCUUUUGACGUCACCAGGCAUGUACUUGUUGUGUAGUUUAUCGUAGCCAUUUUAUACACACGCGUGCAGUGUACUGCAUUUUUCGUGGCUGAACAUUCUCCGGCCGACCUGUUACGUGUGUAAAUUCGGCUCCCAAACCAAUCAUUUUCCCGACAAUGUCUGCUCCAUCACUGGACGUAGGGGACCAGCUAGAAUGUCCCAUCUGUCUGGACCAGCUCUGGGAGCCCAAACUGCUCAACUGCGGCCACACCUUCUGCCUCAAGUGUCUGGACGGAGUGUUCGAGCCCGAGGAAUUUCCCCAGAACCCCGUGGUGGCUUGCCCGGUGUGCCGCAAGAAAACCCCGGUGCCUAACAAAGGGGUGGCCGGUCUGACCUCCAACUUCGCCCUGCAGAGCCUCCUGGAGGCUCUGUCGCCCCUGAAGCCCAAGACAACGGCUGAGGUGGCCAAGACCGCUGACGGGGAGGCCACAAUAUGCGAGAUUCACAACGAGAUAAGGAAGUUUUACUGCAGUUCUUGUGAGGUGCUGAUAUGCCGUGACUGCACAGUGGUGGAUCAUCCCAGACCGGAGCAUAAGUGUAUGAAUCUGGAUGAGGCUUAUACAUGGAGGCGAGAACUCAACGAUAAGGAGCUGCAACUGGCUGUGAGGGUGGUCAAGCUGGCCAAGAGAUCCAAAGGCAUCUUGCAGUCAGCUGAGGCAACGCUGAACGAGCGAUGCAACCAGGUCAUCAGCGAGAUCGAGAAGUGUCGGGAGACGGGUCUGGAGCAGCUGCAACGGAAGACAGAAGCCAUUGAGGCCUUCCAAGUCGACCUGGAGUCGGAGAUCUUGGGUCUCCACGACCUGAGCGAAGACGCAACCAAGACAGAUCUCCUAGACCAGUCCAAGGGUGUGAUUGAGAGCCUGACGUCCCUGCGUGAGCAAAAGGAUGAGAUGCUGGACAAACCGGAAGCGGUGGAGUAUCCGGUCUUCGUGGGGUCGUCUGAGGAGAUCCAAGGCUGGCCCAAACAGCUCAACCUGGACAAAUCUGGCAAGGGAAGGUCUCGUAAGCCUAGACCAAGGCGACAACAGAGCGAUGGAUCCGGACAGUCCAAGCAAGAAACAAGCAUUACCAGUGACGAGUCACUUGUUUCUAACAUUGGGCAGAUGAAAUUUGCCUCUCUUAUGGGGCAGGAACCCAUGAUACCAGUUCAGGGGGGAUAUUGGAGAGAAAUCCCAAUGGAUAAGGGUCAGCCAAAUCGGGGGAGGGGCUACUAUCAUCAUCAUCGUGGGCGGGGUGGGCAAGAUAACCGAGGCCGCGGUGGCCCCGAUCAUCGUGGGAGGGGAGGCAACCAAAACAGGGGACGAGGCGGGAAACGGGGUGGAGGAGGAGCCGAACGUGGACGCGGGUCUGGAAAUCAAAAGGCGAAUUAGAUAAUUUUGUAGCUUAGCUUAGAAAGGUUUUAAAAAGGGGGCUGAAAAGAAGCCAUUUUCUGGGGACUAUUUUAAACAUUGGAAAAAAUCCUGUCGAUAGGAAGAGUUCAGUAAGUGUUCUUAAAUCUAAAAAUUCAAGAUUAUACAAGUGAAGCUUUUAGUAAUCUAUAAACUAAUAACCUUCGAUUCACGUCUAUUCAUAUCCCCGAAAAUGGCAUUGAUUCAAUUCCCUUAUUUGCUAAUGAAUCAGGUCUACUGCAGUUAGUCUGGUUCCCAGCCCUAACGAUUCUGACUAUUUCUGAUGAAUCUUAGGUCAGGUAGCCACCACGGCACGUGACAAAAAACGAGAGGAAUGCCUCCCGUUUCCGAAAAUGUCUGAAGUUUGCUGAAUGCAUUUUAUUGCAUAGCACCCGGAUAUUUUCCAGGUAUAAAAAAGGGUUUAUUUUAUACCUGCCAAGCAUAUUAAAAAAAUUUCAAAAUUCCAUAAGUCGGCGUGGUCUCCAUUUUGGCUUCACCGCUAUUCGAGUCCCUAACUAUGAAAAUUCCAGCUCAACUGGUGUCUUACGGUUAAAUUCAACAUUUUCUUACAAAAAUACCAAACUGUAUGAUAUAUGAAGCAAGUGAUUUUUUUAUUUUAUUUGAUGGGAACAUUAAAAGCUUUUUAUGAUAAAGCCAAAUCGGAAACAGA